GGCUUCUUCUUGUCCGAGCUCUUCCAUUUUAUGCGUCCGUUUCCUCCACGCUCCUCCAUCUUGUACGUGUCUGUGCUUCAGGCGGCGGUGCUCACUUGUGAAAGAUAUCGUGAUCUUGAACCGGAGUACCUUCGGUUGCUUUUGUUUUCCGCUGGACAAUGCGUGAUCUCAAUCAGAUCUUAGAAAAGCAGCGAGGAGACUGAAAAAUCUGAUGGAUGCAGAUCUGUUGACGCCUAGGAUGGCUAAACUUGAAUGUGAAAUGAAUGCAACGGACAAUAAGCCUAAAAGGAUGGUUUGCCAGCCUAUUAUUGGGGAGGGAAUUUUUAGAUUUGAUUGUUCUGAGCAUACGAGGGAUGCAGCAUAUCCUAGUUUUUCAUUUGCUAAUGUUAAAGAUAGAGAAGCAGAUAUCACAACGUGCAGGUCACCUGAAUAUAUUCCAGUUUACCUGCAUUCAAAUGGUCAACAGAUUGUUACGGUCGAGCUUCCAGUUGGAACAUUUUUCUAUGGGACCGGAGAAGUAAGUGGGCCACUAGAACGAACUGGCAAAAGAGUGUUUACAUGGAAUACCGAUGCCUUUGGUUAUGGAUCAGGAACUACAUCAUUGUACCAAUCACAUCCUUGGGUCCUAGCUCUUCUUCCAAAUGGAGAUGCCUAUGGAAUUCUUGCUGAUACAACUUAUCGCUGCGAGGUUGAUCUAUGUGAAGCAUCAAUGAUAAGAUUCGUCGCUCCUGCCGUGUAUCCUGUUGUGACAUUUGGCCCAUUUGCAUCUCCUUUCCAAAUUUUGGCAUCUCUGUAUCAUGCAAUUGGAAAUGUGUUUAUGCCUCCAAAGUGGUCUUUAGGUUAUCAUCAAUGCCGUUACAGUUAUGGGUCAGAUGAAAGGGUUCUUAAGGUGGCCAAAACAUUUCGUGAAAAAGGUAUCCCUUGUGAUGUCAUGUGGAUGGACAUUGACUACAUGGAUAGCUUCCGCUGUUUUACAUUUGAUCAAGAGCGUUUCGCAGAUCCAAAGUCUUUGGUGGAUAAGCUCCAUACAAGUGGCUUCAAAGCUAUCUGGAUCCUUGAUCCAGGCAUUAAAUGUGAGGAAGGUUAUUCUGUUUAUGAUAGUGGCUGCGAGAAUGACGUCUGGGUCUUGCAAGCAGAUGGAAAACCUUUUGUUGGUGAGGUGUGGCCAGGACCGUGCGUCUUUCCUGAUUUUACGCAAGCAAAAGUACGUCACUGGUGGGCUAACUUGGUUAAGGAUUUUAUCUGUAAUGGUGCUGAUGGCAUAUGGAAUGACAUGAAUGAGCCCGCUGUCUCUAAGGUUAGAACAAAAACUAUGCCGGAGAGCAACAUCCAUAGGGGGGAUAAGGAGCUCGGGGGCUGGCAGAGCCACUCACAUUAUCACAAUGUUUAUGGAAUGUUGAUGGCAAAGUCUACAUAUGAAGGAAUGAAAUUGGCUACCAGAAAGAAGCGGCCUUUCGUUCUAACAAGGGCUGGUUAUAUUGGCAGCCAAAGAUAUGCUGCUACAUGGACUGGAGACAACCUCUCCACUUGGGAGCACUUGCACAUGAGCAUACAGAUGGUUCUUUCCUUGGGGCUAAGUGGACAGCCAUUAGCAGGACCGGAUAUUGGUGGUUUUGGUGGGAAUGCAACAGCAAGGCUUUUUGGAAGGUGGAUGGGGAUCGCUGCCAUGUUUCCGUUCUGUCGUGGACAUACAGACUCUGGAACUAUCGAUCACGAGCCAUGGGCUUUUGGCCAAGAGUGUGAGGAAGUGUGCCGCUUGGCACUGUUGAGGCGCUACCAGCUUCUACCAUACAUUUAUACUCUGUUUUACAUGUCUCAUACGAAGGGUGCUCCUGUUGUUGCUCCAAUUUUUUUUGCAGAUUCUAAGGACAAGAAUUUGAGGAAAAUUGAAAACGAAUUUCUUUUGGGAUCUAUAUUAGUAUGUGCUAGCACUCUACCAGACAAAGGAUCGAACCAGAUACAGUUUGUCUUGCCAAAGGGAAGUUGGUUGCAGUUUGAUUUUGGGGAUUCACAUCCUGAUUUGCCUCUGUUGUAUCUACAAGGUGGAUCAAUUGUUCCUGUAGGUCGUCCCAUUCAGUACGUUGGGGAAGAAAGCCUAUCGGAUGACUUAAUUCUCAUCAUAGCCUUGGAUGAACACGGAAAAGCAAAUGGUAUCCUAUACGAGGAUGCUGGCGACGGAUAUGAUUUCUGUGAGGGCGAAUUCCUUCUAUCUUAUUAUGAGGCCGAACUUAAAUCUUCAGUCGUUACGGUCAGAGUAUCCAGAAGCGAAGGGUCAUGGAGAAGACCACGACGUGCUUUGCUUGUCCAUUUAUUGUUGGGCUUUGGAGCAAAGGUUGACGCUGUUGGUGUGGAUGGAGAAGAAUUGGACAUAGUUAUGCCACCAGCUUCUGAGAUCUCCAGCUUAUUAGCUGAAGCCGAAAGCCGGUAUAGAGCGAUGAUGGAAAGUGCCAACCCAAUUCCAGAUUCUCAGCCUCCGGAGCUUCUUCUAUGCAAAGGAACAGAAUUGUCGAGGAUUCCUGUUGAACUCGAGAGCAGUGAUUGGGUACUUCAUAUAGUCCCUUGGAUUGGGGGUAGAAUAAUCUCCAUGUUGCAUGCUCCUUCUGGGAUGCAAUGGCUUCAAGGUGAGAUUGAAAUUGGUGGAUAUGAAGAAUAUAGUGGAGUUGAAUAUCAGUCUGCUGGCCGCUCAGAGAAAUACUCUGUAGUUGCGAGGAAUCUUGAGCAGCCCGACGAGGAAGAAACCAUCAGUUUAAAAGGCGAUAUUGGAGGCGGACUGGUUCUUCUCCGAUGCAUUUCACUUCCAAAAGAAAAACCAGAGGUUUUACGAAUCAGCUCUAGAAUCGUAGCAGAGAAUCUUGGUCCUGGUUCCGGAGGCUUCUCAAGGGUCGUUUGUCUGCGUGUGCAUCCAACAUUUACUGUUCAGCAUCCGACGGAGGUUUAUGUUGCAUUCACUUCUAUGGUUGGGUCUAAGUUUGAAUUUCGGCCGGAAUCCGGUGACCUAACCUUUGAAGGAGACGGCCGUCCAAAUGGAGAAUGGAUGUUGGUCGAUCGACGUGCAGGUUUUGGUCUGGUUAACAGGUUUGAUAAAGACGAUGUGCAGAAAUGCAUGAUUCGUUGGAGGACAGGUAUUUGUAACUUGGAGCUCUUCUCUGCAGAAAGACCAGUUUCGAAGGAUGCUCCCUUGCAAAUUUCUCAUGAAUAUGAGGUAAUACCUCUCCAGUAGAGAGAGAGCAAUAAACAUAUUUUCAGUCAAGAACGAGUAAUCAAUCUUUGGGGCAACCUGCUCGUUCAUUUAUAUGCAUGUUUAUUAAAGAAUAAGGCCCUUCUUCCUUAGAUGCUGGGAUCUAGCAAACAUUUACUGUUGAUUCGUUGUUUACUUCUGUAUCGAAUUGUGAGAGGGGUACUGGUAUUUACCUCAUGAUUUACUGCAUGAGAAAUUGAAAGAGGCUCUCAGAAUCCUCUUGUUUUGUUGAUCAAUGGGCCAAUGAUUUUGGACGAAAUCUCACAGUAUGAGAGAUGUAUGUGAUAAUCUUCAACAAAGAGACAGGAUGAUUAAUGAAUAUGUUGCCGAAGUGGAUCGAACUUGAGACGAAAUGACAAUG
Molecule: messenger RNA, 3599 nt
Organism: Nymphaea colorata (pocket water lily)
Lineage: Eukaryota; Viridiplantae; Streptophyta; Magnoliopsida; Nymphaeales; Nymphaeaceae
Exons: 23
Coding region: 212-3220 (1002 amino acids)
Biological process (GO): carbohydrate metabolic process
Molecular function (GO): carbohydrate binding; hydrolase activity, hydrolyzing O-glycosyl compounds
Source: RefSeq, a predicted model, not a curated record